GCCCGCGCCAGCAGAGGUGAGGGCGCGAAGGUCUUCGAGAAGCACGUUUCUCGCUUGCCUCAGCUCUCACCUACCAUGGCCUCUCCCGUCCAGCAGUCUCCUCAGCCUAGCGGCGGGAAGCGCAAAGGCAAGGCUCAGUACGUGCAGGCCAAACGGGCUCGACGCUGUGAUGGCGGCGGGCCCCGGCAGCUGGAGCCCGGGCUACAGGGCAUUCUCAUCACCUGUAACAUGAACGAGCGCAAGUGCGUGGAGGAGGCCUACAGCCUGCUCAACGAAUACGGCGACGACAUGUAUGGUCCAGAAAAGUUUGCAGACAAGGAUCAGCAACCAUCUGGAAGUGAGGGAGAAGAUGAUGAUGUGGAGGCCGCCUUGAAGAAAGAAGUUGGUGACAUUAAGGCAUCUACAGAGAUGAGGCUGAGAAGAUUCCAGUCAGUGGAGAGUGGAGCAAAUAAUGUAGUCUUCAUCAGGACACUUGGGAUAGAACCUGAGAAAUUGGUGCAUCAUAUUCUCCAAGAUAUAUACAAAACCAAGAAGAAGAAGACUCGGGUUAUUCUACGAAUGUUACCCAUCUCAGGCACAUGCAAGGCUUUCUUAGAAGACAUGAAAAAAUAUGCAGAAACAUUUUUGGAACCCUGGUUUAAAGCUCCAAACAAAGGGACAUUUCAGAUUGUAUAUAAAUCUCGAAAUAACAGUCACAUGAAUAGAGAAGAAGUUAUCAAAGAAUUGGCAGGAAUAGUAGGCAGCCUCAAUUCGGAAAAUAAAGUAGAUCUUACCAAUCCACAAUACACAGUGGUAGUAGAAAUCAUUAAAGCUGUCUGUUGCCUGAGUGUUGUGAAAGAUUACACAUUGUUCAGAAAAUACAAUCUCCAGGAGGUGGUGAAGAGUGCCAAGGACUCGUCACAGCUUAACCCAAAGCAGGCAGCGCUAACAGGAAAUGGGAAAGAAGCUAAAUUGGAAUCUGGUGACAAAUCAAAUCAAAAUGACCCAGCAGAAGGAAAAAAUAACCAGCAGGUGGUACCAGAGGAUAGUGAGGAGCUGGGUCAGACAGAACCAAUAUCUGAGACACAUGAGGUGAGUGAGGGGGCCGCUAAACCUGAACUUGCAAGUCAAGUCACAGAAGGAUCUGAGACACAUGUGGUGAGUGAGGGGGCCGCUAAACCUGAACUUGCAAGUCAAGUCACAGAAGGAUCUGAGACACAUGUGGUGAGUGAGGGGGCCGCUAAACCUGAACUUGCAAGUCAAGUCACAGAAGGAUCUGAGUCACAUGAAAAUGACCUCUCAUAGGAAAAAAAAUCGUUUGGUGUUGGAGGUGGAUUUCUCAACUGCGGUUCUGUGGGAUGUUGCUGGGAUUCUAUAUAAAAUUGUUACUAAAAAUAUUGUUUUUGAGUUUGUGUGCUGCAUAAUGCUGUACUCACAAUAAUUGAGCAUCCCCGUUAAUAGUUUUGUUAGAGAUCUUUCAGCCCUAUAUGGCAGUGUGCAUUUGGUUGAGCUAGAAGAGGCUAUGGAUAAAUUGGUGAACGCUACUGCACAGAGCGGAGGGUGGUGGGAGGGUGAUGUUGGCCUCUCCCUCUUGAUUACCUUCCCCACUCCCCCGCUUCUGCACUGUCAGCUGACUUACGGGAGUGAGCAAGCUCUGUGAAAUCGAAACUCAGAGGGAAAUUUUCAUUCUAAGGAAGGAAUUUUUGCAUUUUGCAACUCAGCUGUCCCCUGCCACCCUGUUGUAAACAUUGCAAAAACAUGGGCCAUAUAGGUUAGAAGUGUAUUGUUUUGUGAAGUUUUUGUACUUUUUGUGAUUUUCUUGUUUAGUUUUUAUGCCCCGCCCGCCUUUUUCUUUGGCCGCUCCGCGACGCAUGUGGGAUCCUAGUUCGCCAACCAGGGAUCGCACCCGCGCUCCCUGCAGUGGAAGCUAUGCCCAUUUUUAUGUUUUCAUAACAUUUGUUACAACCAAAUCUGACGGUGCAGUGCUGCAGUUUUUGGAGGCAAGGUGUGAGAUAGAAGUGUUCAUUCUAGGAAUACAAUUAGAGAUAUUUCUGAUGAGGUUAGUUAUGAAGAAUUAGUCUUCUGAGUUAUUACAGUAUACUAGUGCAGCAAGGCACGCAAAUUCUUUACAAUGUAAGCUACUUUACAAUGUAAAUGGACUUAUUAUUCAAGCUGUUCCAUUCCAUAUCCUUUGUGAAAUGCAACUUACAAACCGAACAUUUGCUUCAGCAGUUGUAACUAUAAAUCAUAGCUCCUUGACAAAUAAAGAUGAUUAUUUUAAUGGCUUUGGAAUAUCAAGACAGUAAAGCUUUUGUUCAAAAAAUCACAUUCAGUGAAAAGGUUUAGGAAGCAAAUUAUGUAGUAGCAGAACUUUUUCCAGGAAAGAAAAAUUCACAUAGUUGGUAAGAAUCUAACAGUACCAACAUUAAAAUGCUAGGUCAAGGAGCAGUACAAGAAAUUAAAAAGAUUUUUCUCUCAAUGUAAUAAAUUGACUUAUGUCACAUGAUGCUAAAGAGGUUUUGUUUAAAAGCAGCAGCAGUUGCUGAUGAAUCAACAGAUUUCAUGAAUAUUUGUCAUGCUGUAGCAUUUGUAAGAUUUGUAAAUGAUGAGGAAAUUCAAGGAAACUUUUGCCUGCUAGGAGCCUCCCAAAACAAUGGUCAGUAUAAAUUUAGUAGGUCUUCAUAUCUGAAAAACAAUAGUCUGUCAUCUGUACUCCUGGUGCCCCAUCAGUGGCUGGCUCCAUGACAAGUUUUGCCUCAUUUUAAUAAAAGAAAAUCCUGACGUUGAUGUUAUAGCACACUGCUUUCUUCACAGAGAAGUGCUGAUAUUAAAAACUUGGAGAUGAAAUGAAGAAAGUUUUAAAUAAUGCUACAAAAAUGGUUAACUUAAUUAAAGAUCCAUUUUAUGCAAGAAUGUUUAAAAAAAAAAAAACUGAAACCUGAACAAAGAGCACAUAAAUCUCCUGCAUACAGAAAUCCAGUACUUAUCAGAGGAAGAGUUCUCCACAGGAUAUUUGAGUUGAAAGGUGAAUUACCAGUAAAUUAUAAGUACAAUAAAAUACUAGGCUAGAUUUUGCUAAAUGCUUUGAAGACGAAGAAUGGCUACAGAAACUAGUCUAUUUAGGAGACAUUUUUUCAUUGCAAGAACAAAUGAACAGUUUUCCGCAAGGGCCUGGAGGAAAAUGUUUUUUCUUAAAAGUGACAGGAGUCUUAGAUUAAAAGAAACUGACUCUUUGGAAUAAUUACAUUGCAUAAGGCACUCUUGAAAUGUUUCCACAGCCACUUGGAUUUGAGAAUGAAGAAAGCAACAAGUCUCAGGCCUUAUUUAAACUGCUCUUGCAGAACUGCAAAACCAAAUUAAAUAACAUUUCCCCUCCUUUUCCCAACACUGGUGUGUGACUGGGUGAGGAACCCUUUCGCAAAAUCUCAGCCUGGGAUUUUUUCACUGAGAGAAGAGGAAGAACUCAGAGUCCUCUUCUGACAGUUCUGGAUUUCUGUGAAACAAGAGUGUCUUUCAACUUAGUGCUCACACUCAUAUACAUUGAAGAUCCCCUUAAUUUGAAAGUUUUUUCAAGGGUUCCGCCAGGGUAAAACUGAAAAAAGAUGGAAGAGACAGACACCAAAGAGGGCUGCAAAAUUAAAUGUCCGGAUUGAGAAUACUAAGGGGUCGUGAAAUUAGCUUUUGGAGUUGGAUUUUAUUAAGUUUUAACAAGUUCGGAAGUAUUGUAAGUGUUAAGUCUUCCUGCACCAAUGGCUAUGUUUGUUUAUUGGCUAGUGAACAUGGAAAUAUAUUUUUAUCCUCCUGGCUAGUGGUCCUGCCGGUAAAACGAAGGAUUUGGGAGGAGCAAAGAGAAUAGAAAGGGCCUUGCUGGUGCAGAUGAGGCUGGAACUUCCUUAUAUAUCUUUAGAUAUUUAGAAUGUUAACUCUUAACAAGUUGAAGUUAUCUUGAAAGGAUGAUAGGAGCAUUGUAACUAUCAUUGGGGGAACACGGAUGAUAGGAUUUUGGUGCCUUCAUCAGACUUUUUCCAAGACAAAGAUAACUUUUAUUUUGAUAGUACAAGACUCUGGGAAUAAAAUUGGCUGUAUGCUUACAGAAUGUACGUACAACCCUCUGGAACUGGGUUCCUUUUAUUUUUUGAAAGCUGCUACUCUACAGAAAGAUUUUGAUUUAGUAGUUUGUUUUUAAUCCUCUUUUGUAUUUAUUUUUACCAGUAUUUGGUAAGACCUUAGUGUGACAAAAGCUAUUCUUCCCCAAAUGUAAGGUAGUACUGUGUUCUGUUGGAAUCUGAAUUCAGUCAUUGAAAGAUUUAUUUUCAGGUUUACCAACUGUUUAUUUUCACUGACAUCUGAGCAUGUUAUUCUAUAAAUGACGAGAUUCCAGGGUGGGAAUUGAGUGCUUUUUGUCCUUUUAAUUUUUAUUUUAAAAAAUUAUGUCAGUUAAACUCCACUUAAGUGUUGUGGUUUAGUAAAACUUGUUUCGCUCUGUGGAGGAAAGAGUGUUAAAUUUGAUAUUUUAAAACAUGUUUCCCUUUAGUUAAACAUGGUUUCUAAAUGUUAUUUUUACUUGUAUUUUGCUUUUGGUAUGGCCAGAUAUUCAGCUUGUUUUUAAUAGUUUCUGAUGUUUUCAGAAAAAUCAAAAUAAAUUUGUUCCCUAAAGA
Balaenoptera ricei (Rice's whale) is the source of this 4637-nucleotide messenger RNA. It is a transcript of the gene THUMPD1, whose product is annotated as THUMP domain containing 1. The record is from RefSeq and is a predicted model, not a curated record. Gene Ontology annotation, biological process: tRNA modification. The transcript has 4 exons. Lineage: Eukaryota; Metazoa; Chordata; Mammalia; Artiodactyla; Balaenopteridae. Bases 76 to 1284 code for a protein of 402 amino acids. Gene Ontology annotation, molecular function: RNA binding.